AUGUCUGCCAACGCGUCGCGAUUAUCUUUUGCCAAGGUGGCUGCAUCCGCUGGAAAAGAUAACGUUUCACUAAAUCCAUAUGUAAGGAUCAACGGAUCUAAUCUGCGUGAUCAUAGAAACGAUAAUCGAAAUUUGCAACAAAAUCAGCACGCUUUAGCCGAAAUGAAUGGCCAGCUCAAUGGGGACUUGAGUAACAACAAAAUUACUUCUAACGAGAAAUCACAACCUGCAGAGAUCAAACGCACAAAUGAGAGUACUCAAACAUCCCUUAGACCCGAAGCAAGUGACAAGGUGGCGAAUUUAGCAGAGGCUGUUAAGGCUCUUAAUUUUGGUCCUUCACCGCCUGGCUACGCUGUUAAUGGCUCAGAUGUUUUGCAUCGCAGCACAGCCAAUAAUUUUGGAGAAAUUAUCGAUAGUUCAUUUCAGCGUUUGGAACGUGGAACUGAGUUUGGCUCCAAACCAUCAGCUUUUGAUAAAAAUAGUAUUGCAUUUUCUGUUGACGAGAAAGAAUAUUCAGGUCACGAUAACUGUGCCGUUUCAAAGCCAGCUGAAGACAUUGAUUCUUUCCCAGGACGUGGUCACCUGGCUACAGGACUAAGAAUGGAAUCAGAGAUUGCUACUGCUGCACACCUUGUGCAAUUACAUGAAGUUCCUGAAUGCGUUAACUUUUCAAAUAUUCAAGAGCAUCAUCAUCACCAGGUAACCAGUAUUCCCAAAAAUGGCACGCUGGAAAAGCAGACCAUGGAGGAAAGAAAUCCCAAGACUAUAUCCGUGACUCCAGGCGUUCCGGAAGGUUUCAAUUUAUUUUAUCGUCAAACACCUGACGAUAAGCUGUUGGAAGCGUUAGACUCUGUGAAAGAUCGCAUAUUUCUACUCAGACUGGAGCAGGACGUAAUCGAAUUUGUCAGAUCAUCAAAGGAACCAUUUAUCGAUCUUCCACCAUGCAAUUCCUUUUGUCGAAUGCUCACCCACAAGCUUGCAGACUAUUAUCAUAUGACACAUCAGGUUGAUGCCGUAGCUGGUGCCGUACGUAUAUUCCGUACUCCAUUCUGCAGAUUACCUCCAUCCUUGACGAGCCUCUCAAACCCGCCCGCAUCUGGAAAUACCCCACCACCAACUACCAUGAAGAUAAUGCGCAGAGGAGGUGACUCAGGCCCUAGCCCUUCGAAGGCACUUUCAGAAUCUGGAAGCGACGGAAAAGAAAAAGGCCUCUCAGCUAAAGAGAAACUUUCUCGAGAAGAAAGAGAGGCCGCAUAUAACAAGGCCAGAGAGCGUAUAUUCGGUAAAGAUGAAAAAAACGGAGAAGCAACCCCAGUAGAUACUGAAGAAGGAAACGAGAUGUCACGGUCAAGUUCUGUAUCCACCAAGGAUCGAACAAGUCACAACAAAAGAUCUAAGCCCCUAAAGCAACGACGUGAUGAUUCCGAAAACUUUGAUUCGAGAUCACAGUAUACACCAUUCUUCCCACAGCCGCAAGGACCGACAUGGAUACCAUCAGCACAGUACUCUCCUAUCGGAACGCAAUCUCUAUGUGGAAACAAUCGAAAUUAUCAAAACCCUGUCUCUCCACAAUACUCCACAGCACCUAUUCAGCAGUUAGGCUCUACAAUGAUUACCACUAGUGGUGUGCAGAUAUUCAACUAUCCCCAGUAUCCAACACAGGCCACGCAGAGCUCCCAAAACGCACAACGCUUUCCCCAAAACCCUCAGAUUAACCCUUUUGUCUCACCAGUACAAUCACCCCCACCUCCCCCUCAGCCCUGGUCACAAGCUUUAUAUCAAAAUCCAUACCAGCAGCUUGGGCCAACUACUAGGGGAACUUCUAACUCUAUCCCGUAUCCGUUUGGCCAGUUGCCAGGAACGACAAAUCCGGCCGAUUCAAAGAGCCAACACCCAAUUCCAGGCAGCUUCAAUCGACAUGCUUUCAAUCCUAAGACACAGUCAUUUGUACCAGGUAGUGUCGGCGUCAAUGCAUCCCAACAGACUUCCCACAAUGGACCGCCUCAUCACGCAGCGCCGAUUAUUAGUUCACCCAGACCUUCCUUUAACACAUUUAAUGUCCCACAGCAACAAUUCAGUAAUGGAAUGGGCUACAAUAUGACACGACAAAGCUCGAACAGUUAUAUGCCACCAUAUCAGGUUUCUCCGCUCAUGUCACACCGUCCACUAAUGCAUCAUGGAAUGCCGCAAGUCCCGCCUCAAGGUAUGUCGCACGGAAUCAUGACGGGAAUACCGCAAAACAUUCCGCAGGGUAUGAGUGCGACGCUUAACGGGCAGAUAGGUAACCACUUGCCAAACUACGGUAAUUCAUCAACUCUACCUCCAAAACCUCCAACUGGCAUUUGA
Molecule: messenger RNA, 2346 nt
Organism: Blumeria graminis f. sp. triticale
Lineage: Eukaryota; Fungi; Ascomycota; Leotiomycetes; Helotiales; Erysiphaceae
Source: the annotation of a GenBank genome assembly